Drosophila grimshawi is the source of this 1856-nucleotide messenger RNA. It is a transcript of the gene Antp, whose product is annotated as homeotic protein antennapedia. The transcript is spliced from 6 exons. The record is from RefSeq and is a predicted model, not a curated record. Gene Ontology annotation, cellular component: nucleus. Gene Ontology annotation, biological process: anterior/posterior pattern specification; negative regulation of transcription by RNA polymerase II. Bases 463 to 1620 code for a protein of 385 amino acids. Lineage: Eukaryota; Metazoa; Arthropoda; Insecta; Diptera; Drosophilidae. Gene Ontology annotation, molecular function: DNA-binding transcription factor activity, RNA polymerase II-specific; RNA polymerase II cis-regulatory region sequence-specific DNA binding.
UUGGUUUUUAUGCUGUUGAGUUUCAAAAUCAAAAUUGAAAAUACCAACUAGAGGUUAAGGCUACUUAAGGAUUUAGGCAACAGCAAUUACAGCACCAACGGAUUUUCUACCAAAUUAAGAGGAGCAGCGAGGAGCCAAACGCAGCAGCAACCAGAGGAACAGAGGAACAGCAAAACGCAAAUCACUUUAUACCUCACACCACCCCCCACACACACACACACAUACACACACAAAUAACUUGAUAAGUUUAAGCCGCAACUGUACAUUGUACUUAAGUGUUCAAAGGAUAUUUAGUUUACUUUGUAUAUAGGAAAGUAGCUAAAAGCACACGGAGUCGAGCCACAGUCACUAGCAACUAAUUAACUACGCGAGAUAACCUUGUAGAGAUAACACACACAGUCACAGCAACAACAGCAACAACAGGAACAGCAACAAUACAAACAACAAGAAAGAAGAAACAAAAUGACGAUGAGUACAAAUAAUUGCGAGAGCAUGACGUCAUAUUUCACAAACUCGUAUAUGGGAGCGGAUAUGCACCAUGGCCACUAUCCGGGCAACGGCGUCACCGAUCUCGAUGCGCAGCAGAUGCAUCACUACAGCCAGAAUCCAAAUCAGCAGGGCAAUAUGCCCUACCCGCGCUUCCCGCCCUACGAUCGCAUGCCCUACUACAAUGGCCAAGGGAUGGACCAGCAGCAGCAGCAGCACCAGGGCUACUCACGCCCCGACAGCCCCUCCAGUCAGGGGGGCGGCGUUAUGCCCGUCUCCCAAACGAAUGGCCAACUGGUUGCAGUCGCCCAACAGCAGCAGCAGCAGCAGCAAACGCCACAACAACAGCAGCAGCAGCAACAGGUGCAAUCACAGCAACAACAGGCGCAGCAGCAGGCGCCACAUCAGCAGCAACUUCCGCAGGUGACGCAACAGGUGACACAUCCGCAGCAGCAGCAACAGCAGCCCGUCGUCUAUGCCAGCUGUAAGCUGCAGGCGGCCGUCGGGAGUCUGGGCAUGGUGCAGGAGGGUGGCUCGCCGCCGCUGGUCGACCAAAUGGGCGGGCAUCACAUGAAUGCACAGAUGACGCUGCCCCAUCACAUGGGGCAUCCGCAGGCGCAGCUGGGCUACACUGACGUGGGCGUUCCGGAUGUGACCGAGGUGCAUCAGAACCAUCAUAAUAUGGGCAUGUAUGGGCAACAGCAGACGGGUGUGCCGCCCGUGGUGGCGCCACAGCAGGCGAUGAUGCAUCCGGGCGCUGGACAGGGGCCGCCGCAAAUGCUGCAGGGACAUCCGGGACAACAUACGCCGCCAUCCCAAAAUCCGAGUUCGCAAUCCUCAGGGAUGCCGUCACCACUGUAUCCCUGGAUGCGAAGUCAGUUUGAGCGCAAACGUGGCCGCCAGACCUACACACGCUACCAGACGCUGGAGCUGGAGAAGGAGUUCCAUUUCAAUCGCUACUUGACGCGCCGGCGACGCAUCGAGAUCGCGCACGCACUCUGCCUGACCGAGCGUCAGAUCAAGAUCUGGUUCCAGAAUCGACGCAUGAAAUGGAAGAAGGAAAACAAGACAAAGGGCGAGCCCGGCUCCGGCGGCGAGGGUGAUGAAAUAACGCCACCCAACAGUCCGCAGUAGUAUGGCAUUGAUGGGGCUAGUCCAAGUCUAAGUCCAAGUCGGAGUCCAAGUCGGAGUCCAAGUCGGAGUAGCGAAGCCAGCACAAAACUAAAUGAAAUUUCAAGCUAAAUACAAUUUACAAUUUAUGAAUUUGUUUUGAAUUAUCUAAGAGGACUAUGUAACUAUCUAUGCGUUGAAGUAGUACAUAACCAGUACACUACACAACACUGAAGUACACUACACAACACAACACUUCA